CGUUGAGCAUUUCCUCAAAUUGCAUAUGCCUUGCCCUUUCAGGACAGGCGAGAUAUUGCACAAGCUGGUGGCCCAAGGCGCGAAGGUGCUGCCGAAGGACAAGAAGACACAAUACCUUGUGCAAAAUUACCGGCAGCUUCACAACAUUUCGGCGGGGGGGUUGCUGUCAACAAAGACGACGAGAGUGCGGUUGUACCUUGCGGUUAUGAGGAACCACAACCGCCGGUUGCUGCUGGGAGGGAGCUAGUGGAGGCGCUGGUGCAGAAGGGAAAAGAAACUGCAGCGGCACAGGCGGCGGGAGAAGAUGGUGCUUCCACCACAAGGAUAGCUUCAAUGCAGCAAACGACCAUCAAGAGAUGGGUCGACAACGCGGCACAGAAGAAGUAGGAUGUUGCGUGGGCGGAGGCAAUGUUCAGAGCCGGAAUUGCAUUCCAAUUCCUGGAGUUCGACACCACGCAGCAGCUGCACAACGUGUAUCUCGAGGUGGCGAACGCCAGACCGCAGGUGAAGUUGCCGUCUUCGAAGCACAUUCGGACUGUCAUGCUCGAGUUCAUUUUCAUGCGCAUUCAAAAGCAAGUGGAGCCUUUGACAAAAUUUUGUGACGUCACCGGCUGCACUUUCAUCACGGACGGGUCUAACGAUCGGAGGGAGCGGCCUGUCAUGAACUUCUUAGCGGCGGGGGAGCAGGGAGCUGUUCUAGUGGCGACGGUGUACAUGGACGNGUUCUAGUGGCGACGGUGUACAUGGACGGCAAGAAGAAGACGGGAGCAGCGUUGGCGAAACUA
This is a messenger RNA of Chara braunii, 785 nucleotides long. The record is from the annotation of a GenBank genome assembly. NCBI's taxonomy places the organism in Eukaryota, Viridiplantae, Streptophyta, Charophyceae, Charales, Characeae.